Amphibalanus amphitrite is the source of this 6923-nucleotide messenger RNA. Its product is annotated as proline-rich protein 36-like. The coding region runs from base 142 to 6081 and encodes 1979 amino acids. The record is from RefSeq and is a predicted model, not a curated record. Gene Ontology annotation, molecular function: actin monomer binding. NCBI's taxonomy places the organism in Eukaryota, Metazoa, Arthropoda, Thecostraca, Balanomorpha, Balanidae. The transcript is spliced from 19 exons.
AGUGGCUUUUCCAGUGGUGGUGGCGCAGGGCGGUUCGCGGUCGGCGCGAUCACGAGAGGUAGUGGUGUUUGGUCGAGAGGUGAACUGCAAACUGAGAGAAGGAUUGAUUGCUGAUCUGAGUGACCGGACUUUUCUCGGCUGAUGGCGCCGCCGCCGCUGCGGCGUUCCGGCGCCCCUCAGGUGCCGGCCCAUGCCGUCACUGAGGACACGCCGGCUGACAUGCUGACCGGACAGAUGAGCCUCAGCGUGCUGCUGCCCGACGGGCGACACUGCCGGAUGAACGUCGACAGGGGGACGCCCAUGAUGGACCUGCUGAUCCAGGUGGCCACGGCCAAUAAGAUCAGUCCGGGCGGUCACGUGAUCCAGGUCAUCUCCGACCGCAGUCACAGCUGUCUCAGCUACAAGCCCAGCACACCGAUCGGGACUUUGGACACCACCGCUCUCCGUAUCGUGCCGAAAAACAAGAUCAACGAACUUCCCAGUCGGCGGACUAAGCCGCCUCCCCAGAACCCGAUGGCCGAUGCCAAAAUUCGCAUCAAGGUGUACCUUCCGCGAAAUCAGCUCUCAGCGAUGAGGGUUUCACCGAAAACGCCGCUAGCUGAGGUUCUGGAUCAGAUCUGCAAGGACAAGAACCUGGACGUCUCCCGCUACGAGCUGCGCCACCCCGUGAAUGUAGACGAGCGACUUCGACCGAGUUGCUGCCUGGCCGACUACAAGCUGCAGGAGGUCACUGUGGUGCCUCUCAACAGUCGCACCAACACGGUUUUGUCCUCAGCAGACAUUAUCGCCAUGCAGAAGAAAUCUGAUGGGAAACGUAAAAUCUUCGCCAUCUUUGGCAAAAAGAGCAAACCGUCUGUGAUCGAGAGCACCGCCUCCUCGGACAGCCUCGGGGAGCGGUCCGUGUCACCAGACGGCUCAGACGAGUCGGCCGACCGACCGCGCUCACUCAGUCCUCAGCCGCCUCAGGUCAUCCAGGCGCCGCCGCGGGCCAAGAAAAGGGCCGCUCCCAAACCGCCGCAAGUCAAUGGGUCGGGUACCGGUCGUGGCGGCCCGCCGCCGGCAGCCGCCCCCGCCCCCGCCCCCGCCCCCGCCCCGGUGGCCGCCCGACCGCCCAGUGAGCUGUCUGAGGGAGCCGAGUCGGUGGAGUCUCGACACAGCUCCGACAGCUCCGGAUACCACGAGGCCGGGCUCAGCGACGCCCCCGACAGUCCAACGGAGCGGGCGCCCGUGUCUACACAGCCGCCCUCCAACCUGGGAUCAGUCACAUCGUACUCGACAUCGAACCUGGUCACCUCCAACCUGACCCAGGUCAACUCAACGUCGACCGUCUCCCUGUCAUCGGCCAUUCGAAAACGACGGGCGCCACCGCCUCCAGCCAUCCCUCGCAUCGCCGAGGACCCCCAGUCGCCCCCGCCGCGACAGACGGCCGCCGCCGCCGCCCCCGCAGCCACAGCCUCCGUAGCCAGUCAACCCGUAGAGCAGCAGCCCCGGCAGUCAGAGGAGGUCGAGCCGUCGCCGGGGUCGCCCAGGUCGUCCGCCUCCAGCCCGGAGCGGACACGGCUCAAGGCGCCGCUGAGACAGGACUCAGGCACCUCCUCUACGGAGACACUGACUGCUGAGAGCGCGGCCGGCUCCGACCCGGCCCCGGCCCCGGCCCCGGCGCCGGUGGAGGAGACUGGUAAGAAGGAGGUGUCGGCACCGGCGGCAGACAGCGUGCGGACGGAGACGGCGGAGACGGAACAGACCAGCAGCGGACCUGCGACGACGGAAAGGAGCGUGGAUCAUCCAUCACCCUCACCGAAAAAUGAACCUGAAACAACAGAAGACGAUACGAAGACUGAGCUCGAAACUCCAACUCCGCCGAGUGAGCUUGUUGAAGAGAAAUCCUUGUCGAAUACCGUGUCAGAACCCCCAGCUGUGGUUACACCUGAGCCUGAGCGGCCCACAGUUCCGGAGCCUCCCCCAACUCAAGUGACGCCUGCUGCGACUCCAGCGGCAGCCCCGAGCUCUGAGAGCGAGCCGGAGGUCUCAGUCCAACCACCACCUUCCAGCCCAACGCCGGCUCCGGCGGCCGAACUUGCACAGACCACGGAGCGUGCUAAGACCGUGACACCCCCACUCACUGUCGAAGAGUCCCUGCCCCAGGAGGUCGUACCCGCCGUCCGUGAUGCCCCUCACACCGAGACCGCUGCUCCAACAGUCACUGAGACCUCAGCUCCAGUCGUAUUGGAAGCUCCGGCAGCUUCUGCACGAGCUGUGGAAGCUUCUGAGACACCAGCAGCUCCGGCUGUCGAUGCUGAAACUCUGCCGGUUGAGUCGCGUCAGAAAGAGUCUACCCCUGCCCCGAUAGCUGAGCCAAAGCCUGAGAUGAGAUCCCCGGAGCCAGCCCAUACAACCGAGCUUUCAGAGGAGGACGAUGAGACUGCGCUGCUUCAGCGAGAGGUGGACUCUGCUCUGUCAUGUCUGGACCUGGACCUGGAUGAAGCAUUGGCGGAGUCGGCUGCCUUCACAGAAAGCAGCAGUCUUCAGACGCAGAGCCGCCUCCCGCCGACAGAGACAGAGACGGAGGCGGAGACGGAGACGGAGGCGGAGACAAGUCAGGAGACUGAGGCGGAGACGCUGCCAGUGGUGGUCCGGGAGACGGCUAAGGCUGCGCUGGAGACGCCGGAGCCGGAGCAGCCGCAGAGAACGGUUCUAACUUCCCGACAAACUGUGCAGGAGACCCGAGAGGUGAUCGAAACACUGUUACCGGUGGCGCGCGUGACGGAAUCCAAGGCGGUGCCGUCCCCUACGCUCCCCACGGCGACGGUUAGAACACAGAGUGAGGAAGUGAUCACUGUUACAGAACGUCAGACGACAGCGCCAUCUACUGAGACGACCAGAGAACCCGCGGCGCCGCAGCCGACUCAGACGGCGAGGGCUGCCGAGAGGACUGAACAGAGCGUGGAGUCGGUGGCGGCCAAACGACGCACGCCGAAACUGGGCGCCACCAGCCGUCAACAUCCGGUGGAAGUGGAGGAGGAAGUCGUCGUGGAGCGGGUGGAGAAGGUGCAGCGGAACAGGAUGACCCCCAAGGACAUCAAGCUGCACAUCGAGCGGAAGCUGGCCUCAUUUGAUCAGCCUCCGCGCUCUCCGUCCCAGCCGAGUCAGCUGAUCAGUCCCCCGACCUCCGCCCCGGCCGCGGGCGGCGCUGACUCCCCGGACUGGCAGUACCGGCUGCCGGAACCACCUACUCCCUUCCAAGACCCCGCGACCUCGGCCGGUCGCACUGCACCCCUGGAGGCUCCACUGGAGUUCCAGGACAACAUGACGGUUACCUCCAGCGAGCCCAGUGAAGCUGGAGAGUUCGCGGAGGCCACAAAUGCACCACUGGUCGAGCGGGUCGGUCGCUCUGACCCGGCCCGACCGACGACCGACCAAUCAGAGGCCGCCCCGGCGAGCGGCAGCCAAUCAGAGGCCGCCCCGGCGAGCCGCGACCAAUGGGACGGCGGCCGGUCCGAGCGGCCCGCCAAACCCGAGAGGCGCCGCUCCAGCGAGCGGCUGGCGCGUCAGAUGAGCUUCUCGAUCGGAGCGUACAGUCAGCGGGAGCCGACGGGGACGGAGGGUAGUGGAUCUGCUGGCCGGCCGCAGAGAGCUGACUCGUUCCACUGUCAGAAAACCACCGCCGUCAGCGCGUCUCAGGUGACCUCCGGUGCCGUCUCGUCUACCGCCGAUCCGGCCGGCCCGGAGAUGACCGCGCGGCGGCCCGUCAGCCGGCGGCGCAGCUCGGACGCCGCGGCCGGGUCACGGGGUCAGAGGUCAGCCGAGACGGACCGACCCGCGGCCGCCGAGCCGGUCCGGCCGCCCAGGAAGUACGAGUUGAAGUUCAACAGCUCCAAGUCGUACUCCAUGCUGAACCUGAGUAACGGUGGUCUGACCAUGCCCGCCGAGCGACCGUCGCCAAACAUGAACAAAACGCAGAGCCAAACCGAUCUAGCAAUGGAGAGCGAGGUGAGCGACAUCCAGUCUGAGUUCCUGAAGCUGCAGCGCCAGUUCCUGCACUGGCAGCAGCAGCUGCUGCAGAACCAGUCGAUCUUACAGACCAAGGUGGCUCCGCUGGCCGCCCGGCCGUCAGCCGCCGCCAGUCUGCAGAGUCUGGAGGUACGCAGGCCGUCCGAGCCCCUGCCGCCUCCACCGCCAGUCUGUGUGGAGAGCGUGGCGAGACGGCGGCCGUCGGCACAGGACGAGUCCCCCCGCCGGCGACGGCAGGCGCCGACCCCGCCGACACCGAUACAGCUACCGCCGACACCGGUGUCACCUCCGGCACCUUUGACACCGGCUCACCCGCCGGAGGGUCGCGACACGCCUCCUCCGGCUGUGCCCGCGCCGGAGGAGUUCAGCUCGCCUUCCCCUGCUCCGCCGGCGGAGCCUAGCACGUCUUUCUCUCCAGUUCUUCAGAGCACGUCUUCGCCCUCUGUCUCGGCACCGCUGCCCGGCGCCGUCUCUGGCCCAUCUGCGGCACUCAGCUCGUCUUUGACUGUCUCUCUAUCACCCAGCACGUCUCAUGUCCUUCCCGUGGAUCAGAGCACGACUCCACAGGUCCAGAGCACGCCGCCACAGGUCCGAAGCACGCCGCCCGUGGUCCGGAGCACGCCGGUGGCCGUGCACAGCACGCCUCUGGCCUCUGUGGCCGCCGUGCGGGCCAGCCGGCCGACCGGGCGCCGACGCACGCCGCCGCCCGUUCCGGCCAAACUGAGCCCUCAGCAACUGGCCAGUCGUCGCAGACAGGUGAUUGAGGAGCUUCGCCGCCGAGUCCCGGAGCAGGAGGAAAGCCCGGACCCGCCGGCCGACUACUCUGGACGCUCCCAGUCUCUGCCGCGCGGCUCCAGCCUCCAACACCCCAAACUGAGCCUGGCCGCCGAGCAGCGGCGCUCCGAGCCGGAACCGGAGCUGGAGAGGGAGAGGGAGCGGGAGCCGGAGAGAAGCACCGCCCGGACCCGGGAGCGGGAGAGGACCCCGCCGCGGCAGCGAGCGUCCACACUGGAGCGGAGGCAGGAGUCUGAGCCGGAGCCGACCCGGCAGAGGGCGUCGACUCUGGAGAGGAGGCCCUCAGAGACCAGAGCUGAGAAGCGAGUGCCGUGGUCGCCUCCGAAGGUAGCGCUGGGCACAUGGGCGGAGCAGUCCCGACAGAGUCAGGUGCAGCUGAAGGAGGACCGCGACUACGUGCUGCGCCAGGGCCCGCCGCCGCAGUCUCAGCAGGCGGCCCCUGAGCCGACCUCCGAGCAGGCCACCCGCCGGCCGACGGCCGUCUCCGUCCGGCCCAGUAAGAGUGUGACGGUCACCUCUCUGGGAGCGCCCCCGCCGCCGGUGGGGGUCCCACUGCCUCAGCCGGCGCCGCAGCCCGUCAACGGCCAGCAGAGACUCUCGGCAGUCGCCAAGGUGCGACACAACGAGUCUGUACCGGCUCCGACGGCCGUGCUAUCGUCAGCGGUGAGGGGACCCUCGACCCGCCAGCCGCCAGCGUUCUCCAUCUCCGACUCGAAGCCGUCUCAGCCGGGCCGCGGCGUGGCGGCGGCAGCGGCGGCCGGCCGGUUCACCUCAGUCGUCUCGCUGACUGAUGAACCUCGCCAGCCACUCUCAGUAUCAGUCCAGGUGUCCAAGACGGCGGCCCGGGUGGGCGCAGCGACUGCGGCGGCGCGGCCCGCCGAGUCCACCACAGUCACCUGCCGCGUGUCGCCGCCCGACCAGACUGCAGCGCAGCCGAGGACGGUGCCGAGUGUGGUGAGCGUGACCAGGAAGGAUUCGGCCACCUCCACGGAGCUGUCUGCCCGACAGGCGGCGUCGGAGGUGUCGCGCAGGAGCCGGAACCAGCCGGUCGUCAAAGGUUUCCGUCAGCCGGAGGUGCCGGCGCCGGUGCCGCCCCCGCCGCCGCCGCCGGCUCCGGUGCUACCGGCGGCGUCCGAGGCGGCAGCGGGCCGCGCGCGUCUCAAACCUGUCUCGGCCGGCCGGCCAGUGGUCCCCAAACUGAACCCUCGAGAGGAACUGAUGAUUGCUAUUCGGGAACACGGCGGACUGAAGAAACGGGGAGGAGUGCGACCUUGAGCGACAGACUGGAUCAGAGUGCAAUAUCCGUAUAGUGAGUGAGAGGCCGGCUGUCUGUCCGGCCGGUCAGUGCCUUCAUGGACGUCCCGCCGGAGCUGGGAGCGGUCAGCACGGUCUGCUGGGACAGCCGAGUGCUGGCACUGGCGUCCCGUGUCCGGCUGAAGUUCGACCGAAGUUCCAGAGCGCUAUCCGCAGGCCGGAGCGGCCGCCAAUGCAGCUGAACAGUGAACACUGAACAUGUACCCGCCUGACUCCGAGUCCGAGUCCGGUGACUCGGCGCGCCUCUGAGUCGCUGGAGGCCCGCCGUGAUCACCAACGGACCUGCCGCGCGCGCAGCUCAUUUUAGAGCUGCCAGUUAUCGCCCCAUGUAGUCCGCCACAACCGCCGCCGAGCGCCUUCAGCCGCUAUGUCCCGAUAUAUACCGGUGCUGUGAAGCGCCGAGCGCGGUCAGUUCGAGUCGCGGCCGCCAGGUGUCGGCCCUGCGCCGCUGCUUUCCGCCGCCGCCGCCAGGGGCGCCACCGUCGCCGGCGGCCGCGGCCUCCAGUGCUCACAUUUAUGUAACGGUCGCGCCGCGCCCGCCGCCGCUGCUGCCGCUGCUGCUGAUACUUUUCGAGGCCGUACUUAUGUUUAUGUGAUACGUGGGUGAGUGCGUGGGUGUGCGUGUCGAGUGUAGCCCGUUGGCCGUGUGUUUUGGUAAGGCGCUGGGGCCGGCUUGGGAAUGGUUCACCCUCGACCACCCCUCCCCGCGGCCCCGGCGCCAUAACCCUGUUAUACUACCACUAAUCCAGUGUUAUUAUUGAAAUGUAUAUGCGACAAGCCAUAAUAAAUAUAUUGCAAUGAUU